This is a messenger RNA of Gilbertella persicaria, 990 nucleotides long. RefSeq names its product CDC50/LEM3 family. The record is from RefSeq and is a predicted model, not a curated record. Bases 32 to 952 code for a protein of 306 amino acids. Gene Ontology annotation, cellular component: endoplasmic reticulum; Golgi apparatus; plasma membrane. The transcript is spliced from 5 exons. NCBI's taxonomy places the organism in Eukaryota, Fungi, Mucoromycota, Mucoromycetes, Mucorales, Choanephoraceae.
UUUUUGUUUCUUUCUUUUUUUUAUUAUAAUAAUGUCUGACGAGAAAAGCAAAAGACCUUCAAACACCGCUUUUAAACAACAACGUCUUAAGGCUUGGCAGCCACUUUUAACACCAAAGACUGUCUUGCCAACAUUGUUUGUUGCAGGCAUCAUCUUUGCUCCGUUAGGUGGUUUAUUUCUCUAUGAGAGUGAGACAGUAAAUGAAGUUAUUGUAGAUUAUACCCAUUGCAAAGAUGGAAAUGCUUCAGCAGCUUCUUUGGAUUCUAGUUUAUAUUCCUACAAGUUUACUGAUGAAGGGACAAGCCAGAUGUAUGCACCUACCUAUCGAUUCAUAGCCAACACAACAGAAGGAGAACCAGGCACAUGUAUUGUUCGAUUUACUGUACCUAUUUCAUUACAAACACCUGUCUUUCUUUAUUAUCGUCUUACCAACUUUUAUCAAAACCACCGUAAAUAUGUAAAGAGUCUCAGCUACAAUCAACUUCAUGGCGAUGUAAUUUCUGCUCCAGAAGCUGCCAGUUCAUGUUCACCUGUAGGUGUUGCUCCCGACAAUAAAAUCUAUUAUCCGUGUGGUCUUAUUGCUAAUUCUAUGUUUAAUGAUACAUUUGUUGUUACGCUUGUCAAUCCUGCUGGAGGUACCACCACAACCAACAUGAAUUUCAGUGAAAAAGAUAUUGCAUGGCCAUCUGAUAAAAAACGACUUGCCAGCACACAAAUGAAUCCAGAAGAUCUUGUGCCUCCACCCAACUGGCAAAAACGCUAUCCUAAUGGGUAUACUGCAGACAAUAUUUUCCAGCCUCAAGAAGAUGAACAUUUCCAAGUUUGGAUGAGAACAAGUUGGUAUCCUACUUUUAGAAAACUUUAUUCUGCUUUGAGAGAAGGUACUCUUGAAGCAGGUACUUAUGAAGUCAAUAUUACUUUGAGUAAGUUCUAUUCUCUAGAGCGACAAUGAGCUGAUCCAUGGUAGAUUAUGAUAUUACGGCUUAUGGU